CAUUUGAGUGGCUAUUGUCCUCCUUUGGAUUUGGUCCUGGGCAGUUCCCUCCUCCUGGAAACUUCUUUUCCCUACUGUACUGGUAGAUUGCAGAGACCUGACACUGCUUGAGGACUGCGGAGGGAGCCGUGGCCGUUUCCACUCUAAGGCAGGAACCAGCUGGUCCAGCAGGCCUUCUCCUCAGCUGCAGAGCCUGAGCCCUUGUGAAGCUGGCGAUGACAAGUCUGAAUGGUCGCCAUGCCGAAAAAACCAUUGACAUGCCAAAACCAUCAGCCCCCAGAGUGCACGUGCAGAGAUCCGUGUCCCGAGACACUAUCGCCAUUCACUUCUCAGCAUCCGGGGAGGAGGAGGAGGAAGAGGAGGAGGAGUUCAGGGAGUACUUUGAAGAGGGGCUGGACGACCAAAGCAUUGUAACGGGGCUCGAAGCCAAGGAAGACCUCUAUCUUGAAACCCAGGGUGGCCAUGACCCCGCUGGCCCUGGCACCCAGCUCAUCCUGGCAGACGGGCUGUCUGUGUCCCCUGCCAUUUUGCCCGUCUCCGAGAACACUGUAAAGCUGCUGGAGCCCCGUCCUCUGGCAGUGCAGGUAUUAAGUACAGUGCCAUUGGCUCUGUCCCCAGGGUCGUCUUCGUCAGGGCCCUUAGCCAGCUCUCCCAGCGUGUCAUCCCUUUCUGAGCAGAAAACCAGUUCUUCCUCCCCGCUGUCCUCACCUUCCAAGUCUCCUGUCCUCUCAUCCAGUGCCUCAUCCUCCACCCUUUCCAGUGCAAAACCUUUCAUGAGCCUUGUGAAGUCCCUGUCGACCGAGGUGGAGCCAAAAGAAUCCCCACACCCCCCACGGCACAGGCACUUGAUGAAGACAUUAGUCAAGUCUCUGUCCACUGACACCUCCAGGCAGGAGUCAGACGCCGUGUCCUACAAACCACCCGACUCCAAGCUGAAUUUACACCUGUUCAAGCAGUUCACGCAGCCACGCAACACAGGUGGAGAUUCUAAAACUGCACCCUCUUCCCCACUGACUUCGCCUUCUGACACGCGCUCCUUUUUCAAAGUGCCCGAAAUGGAGGCUAAAAUCGAAGACACUAAACGACGCCUUUCAGAAGUCAUAUAUGAGCCUUUUCAGCUUUUUAGUAAAAUUAUGGGGGAAGAAAGCGGCAGCCAUAGGCCCAAAGCCUUAUCUUCAAGUGCUUCAGAACUCUCCAAUCUGUCCAGCCUGAACGGCCACCUGGAAAGCAAUAACAACUACAGCAUCAAGGAGGAGGAGUGCGACUCCGAGGGCGAGGGGGAGGGGAGCGGCCCCAGCGCCCCCGCCCCAGGGACUGACCGCCCGCAGGCCGCCGAGGAGCCCGCGAGAGAGGCGGAGCCGAAGAGUUCCCAGGGGAGCAGCCUGAAGGAUUUAGGCCUGAAGACCGGCUCUCUGGUUCUUGAGAAGUGCUCUCUGUCUGCCUUAGUGAGCAAAGAGGAUGAAGAGUUUUGUGAACUGUACACCGAGGACUUUGACUUGGAAACGGAGGGGGAGAGUAAAGUGGAUAAGCUCCCGGAAAUCCCUCUCAAGCCGGAGGCGCUGGCGGAUGAUGGCGCGGCUCUGGACAGCGACCACGAGGUGGACUCAGCCGUGCAGCACGCGGACUUACCGGUGAAGACGCUGGGCUUCUUUGUAAUGUGCGUCUAUGCGUACCUCAUCCUCCCCCUCCCGCAUUACGUGAGCGGACUCUUUCUGGGCAUUGGCCUUGGAUUCAUGACUGCAGUUUGCACGAUUUGGUUUUUUACACCACCAAGUGCUCAUAAAUAUCACAGAUUACAUAAAAAUCUGCAACACUGGAACCCAAGGUCUCUGGAUAUCAAAGAACCCGAGAUACUAAAGGGAUGGAUGAAUGAGAUUUACAGCUAUGAUCCAGAAACUUACCACGCGACCUUGACACAUUCAGUCUUUGUUCGACUUGAGGGUGGGACCUUAAGACUUUCAAAGCCCAAUAAAAAUAUAUCCAGGAGGGCAAGCUACAAUGAAACAAAGCCAGAAGUCACUUACAUCAGCCAGAAAAUCUACGACCUCUCAGACAGCAAGAUUUAUCUUGUGCCUAAAAGUUUGGCUCGAAAACGAAUCUGGAAUAAAAAGUACCCCAUUUGUAUCGAGCUUGGUCGACAAGAUGACUUUAUGUCUAAGGCCCAGUCUGAUAAAGAGACUUCUGAAGAAAAGCCACCAGCUGAGAGAGAGCUGGGAGGCGAGGACCCGAAGAAGCCAUCCCACCCUCAGGAGGGAACAAGAUCUGGCCAGCGGGAUCAGAUACUCUAUCUCUUCGGGAGAACUGGCCGAGAAAAAGAGGAGUGGUUUAGGAGAUUUGUUCUGGCAUCUAAGCUGAAGUCAGAAGUCAGGAAGCCACCUGGUAUCUCUGGAAGUAAACCAGGGGUUUUGCCCUCACACAGCAGGCACAACAGCCCCUCCGGGCACCUGACCCACAGCCGCAGCAGCAGCAAAGGCAGCGUGGAGGAGAUCAUGUCCCAGCCGAAGCAGAAGGAGCUGGCGGGCAGCGUGCGGCAGAAGAUGCUCCUGGACUACAGUGUGUACAUGGCCAGAUGUGUCCCCCAAGAAAACCGAAGCCCCCAGAGGAGCCCUGUGCAGAGUGCGGAGAGCAGCCCCACAGCUGGGAAAAAGUUGCCAGAGGCUCCACCCUCCGAGGAGGAAGAACAGGAAGCCUGGGUGAACGCCUUGCUUGGAAGAAUGUUUUGGGACUUCUUAGGAGAGAAGUACUGGUCUGAUCUGGUGUCUAAGAAAAUCCAAAUGAAACUCAGCAAAAUAAAGCUCCCCUACUUCAUGAACGAGCUAACUCUGACGGAACUCGACAUGGGGGUAGCUGUGCCAAAAAUCCUUCAGGCCUUCAAGCCUUACGUUGAUCACCAAGGACUCUGGAUCGAUUUGGAAAUGUCCUACAAUGGGUCCUUUCUGAUGACUCUCGAGACCAAAAUGAAUUUGACCAAACUAGGUAAAGAGCCUCUUGUUGAAGCCCUGAAGGUUGGAGAAAUUGGCAAAGAAGGUUGCAGGCCCAGGGCGUUCUGUCUGGCCGACAGCGACGAGGAGUCCUCCAGUGCUGGCUCCUCGGACGAAGAUGACGCGCCAGAGCCCAGCGCGGGAGACAAACCGCUUGUCCCAGGGGCCGAAGGGUAUGUUGGGGGUCAUCGAACAAGUAAGAUUAUGAGAUUUGUUGAUAAAAUUACCAAGUCAAAAUAUUUCCAAAAAGCCACGGAGACAGAGUUCAUUAAAAAGAAGAUAGAAGAAGUUUCCAAUACACCCCUGCUACUAACCGUGGAAGUUCAGGAAUGUAGAGGAACCUUGGCGGUCAACAUCCCACCUCCCCCGACAGACCGAAUAUGGUACGGUUUCCGGAAGCCACCAUAUAUAGAGCUGAAAGCUCGGCCAAAACUUGGAGAGAGAGAGGUGACUUUAGUUCAUGUGACAGACUGGAUAGAGAAGAAACUAGAGCAGGAGUUUCAGAAAGUUUUUGUCAUGCCAAACAUGGACGAUGUUUAUAUCCCUAUAAUGCACUCAGCCAUGGAUCCUCGCUCUGCAUCCAGCCUCCUGAAGGACCCACCUGUGGAGGCUGCGGACCAGCUGUGAUGGGUGCGGGUCUGGUGUUCCCAGUAUUAGGAAAUGGAGCUCAAGGUUUGGGGUUCUUGGCUGCCAUCUGGGCUGUGGCACUGGCCUUCCCUGGUGUCACAGCUUCUGCUCUCUGCCUGCCUGGGCCCACUCCACCGUCAAGUGUCCAGACUGCCUGCUGCAAAGCUCUAACUCGGCAAAGGAAACUGGAAGAAUCAUCAGUGGAUCCAGAGAUUACAGGUGACUCACACCAUGGCUUUCCUACCAGUUUUUUGUGGCAGCAAAAGAGCACAUGAAGAACAAAGCUGCACAACUGAAAGGCUUCCCCUUGCCUCCUGACGCCUCCAAAGCUUUUCCUCAAGCAGCCAGUUCAGUGGAAUGUUCUCUCACUUAUAGCCUGUGACGUAGCCCUCCACGUGCAGAGAAUGUCACUGUGGUUACCUGUGUGGAGGGUGGGAAUGGAAUUUUGUGAACUGUUUCUUUGGUGAUAAAGACAUAUGCAUAGCAACCUACUCUUAGUAAAUCGUGCGUUUUGGAAGCAACUAGCCAUAGAACAUACACUCGAACACUGUCAGCUGGGGCGGGGAACAGUGGGAUUCACGUGAACACUGGGCAAAGCCAUGAGAUCAAACCAUCCCCUGCCUUUUACCAACAAGCUAAAUCACCUGGUUUCUAACUUAUCUCAAAUGUUUUCCUGAGACAAGCGUAUGUGAAAAUGUCAAACACUGCACAUGACUGGAGUGGGGCCAGAAAGCCAGAGCCACUGUCUUUUUCCAGCUGGCACCUCCUGUGUGCUCUGGGAAGCUUUAUGUAGGCAUCUUAAAUGCUUUAACUGGUUUGGGAUGUUUUGCAAAUUUCCUUUUCUGAUGGCCAAAAUGGAGAACUGCUCUUUAACAUCUUGAGUCUAGACCAAAACUUUGCUCAACAUCAAACACUAAAGAUCUCAAAAUUAAUGUGACACUUAACAUUGCCAACUUUAUUUUGUGCGUUUGUGUCAGAAUAUUUAGUUUACAAGUUUCAAGUCUCCCUCAAAUUGCAUAAUUUGCUUUGAGAAGUACACUUAAGAUACAAUUUUUAAAAAUUAAAACUGCGUUCAACAAACUUUAUCUUGGGUAACUUUGGACAACUUACAUCUGUGGACAAAGCUAAUAGUUUUUUAAACAGCACCUUGCCUGAACAUGACUUUAAAGAAGUUAAUAUAUUGAAAAAAUAUUUGAACCCUUACUUGAUUACUUUAAUUGCACCAUUAAAAUAUGACCUAAAUUAUUGGAUCAUUCCAGUUGGUGUACUGUUCUAAUUUCUCAUUGUGUAGGCCGAUUUGCCUGUCAGUCCGCAUGUCUUGUUAAUUGGUCUUACUUUUGUGCAAUAACUAUAAAGGCAAAGGACUAGAUGCACUACUGUGUAGCGAUUACACGACUGUAUCCUGUUGCACUUAAUCAAAUAGUAUGUGGGGAUUUACAAUCUUUACAAGCUUGCAUUGUUUCACAAAAUAAAGAUCUCAUGUCAAAUACUA
This is a messenger RNA of Vicugna pacos (alpaca), 5100 nucleotides long. NCBI's taxonomy places the organism in Eukaryota, Metazoa, Chordata, Mammalia, Artiodactyla, Camelidae. The record is from RefSeq and is a predicted model, not a curated record.